CUUUUCGUAUGAGUGUCUUAUUAAAGCUCGAAGGCUGAGUCCUAUAAAGAAAUAUCUGUGGUAAAAAUGUUGAAGUUGUGACUAGUUAAAUUUCAAGAUUGUUUUUGUUUAUCUACUACGUAGUUUUAUUUUUUGGUUUUGUUUAAAGUAUUUUGUGCGUACCACUUUAUGAUGAAACAUCAGUAUGAUAAGGAAGAACGAUAAUGACAUAAUCUGAAGAAUUUGCAAAGCGAUUUCAAAUAAUGUGCAAAAGCUAUUAUAAUUAUACCUAAGAAAACAUUAUGAAAUAGUCACAUCACUAUGACGGAAAACACCACUACAGUGACUUCACCUAUUACUUUAUCAAAUUAUCAUCAACUCAGUCUUACAGUUGAGUCUGCGAACAUAAGAAAUUCAGGAUUAUUCAAACCGAAUCCUUAUUUACAAGUUGUAGUAGACGAUAAGAUUUCACGACGGACAGAGGUUUUGAAGAACACUCAACAUCCAAAAUGGAAGGAAGAUUUCACUGUUUUAGUAACACCUCAGUCUCAAAUGCUCUUUCGUUUGGCGGACCAUCAUAGUUUUAGAAAAGAUCAUAUUAUUGGUGAAAAAAGAAUAGGUCUAUUCCAAAUUUUGCUAUACUUUAACGGGAAAUGUGAAAAUGUUGAAAUUUGUAUUGAUUUAAUGAAAACAGUAUCAAAUGAAAAUGUACCACAUGUAGAAGUCAAGUCCGCUGAGCUCACUCUAUUACUUGAUGGUUUAAGAAUAGAUCCUGCCGUUCUAGCUCAAACACCAGAAUAUUUUGAGAGGUUGAAUUCCCGUAGUCCUCUAACUGACGGAGUACGUGCAAGAAUAAGAUUAAGGAAUAAUCUGGAAGUUGUUAGGUCCAUGGGACAUCCAAGACCAUUAAGGCCACCUCCGGGUCCUCCUCCAUUGAGUAAUGGUGUGGUUCCGACGACCGCUGAUAGUAACGCAGGUCCUUCGCGUCAGGAGGUUGAGCCUCCUCACGUGACGCCGGUGUCACAUCCGCCUCCCUCUCAACCACCUGCCGCCACACCCUCAGCCGCUCCUGAGGAACCCCUGCCUCACGGAUGGGAGAUGAGACACGACGUUUAUGGCCGACGUUACUAUGUCGAUCACAAUACACGUUCAACGUCGUGGGAGCGCCCUCAGCCGUUGCCGCCUGGCUGGGAGGUGCGGCGUGACGCUCGCGGCCGCGUGUAUUACGUGGAUCACAACACGCGCACCACCACGUGGCAGAGGCCGGACACGGAGCGCCUGGCGAGGUUCCAGCACUGGCGAGGGGAGCGCCGUCACGUGGUCGCUCAGGGCAACCAGCGGUUCCUGUACCCCGCGCCGCAGCCCCCGCACCCGCCCGGUCAACUGGCUGAUAACGAUGUCGAACAAAUACCAGCAGCCAGUAGCAGCGCUUCAUCGGUGGGUGCUAGUACCAGCAACGCAGUAGUACCAACCGGGGCUGGAGUGGUCGUUGGUCCGGGGGCGGGGGCAGCCAGUGUGGCGGCAGCCGAGGAAGCCCUGGGCGCUCUGCCCUCGGGCUGGGAGCGACGUGUGCAACCCGAUGGACGCGUCUACUACGUCAACCACAAAAACCGCACUACUCAGUGGGAAGAUCCACGCACACAGGGUCAAGAGAUAAGUUCGUUAGAAGAGGCGUUACCACCCGGUUGGGAGAUCAGAUUUACUGAGGAGGGAACGCGUUAUUUCGUCGACCACAACACAAGAACUACUACAUUCCAAGAUCCUCGUCCCGGGGCACCGAAGGGACCUCAGGGGGCUUACGGGGUCCCUCGAGCGUACGAACGAUCCUUCAGAUGGAAACUUAGCCAAUUUAGAUACCUCUGUCAGAGCAAUGCUUUACCAAGUCACAUUAAAAUUACUUUGGCUAGACAGACUUUGUUUGAAGAUUCCUAUCAUCAGAUUAUGAGACUACCAGCGUAUGAACUGAGAAGAAGACUUUAUAUUAUAUUCCGAGGUGAAGAAGGUCUCGACUAUGGUGGCGUCAGUCGAGAGUGGUUCUUUUUAUUGUCGCAUGAGGUUCUCAACCCCAUGUACUGUCUGUUUGAAUAUGCAAAUAAAAACAACUAUAGCCUUCAGAUAAAUCCAGCCAGUUAUGUGAACCCCGAUCAUUUGCUCUACUUUAAGUUUAUUGGAAGAUUCAUAGCAAUGGCACUCUAUCAUGGUAGAUUUAUUUAUUCUGGUUUCACAAUGCCCUUCUAUAAGAGAAUGUUGAAUAAGAAGUUGACAAUGAAAGACAUUGAAUCAAUUGAUCCGGAAUUCUACAACUCAUUGGUUUGGAUAAAGGACAACAAUAUUGAUGAAUGUGGCCUUGAAAUGUGGUUUAGUGUAGAUUUCGAAGUUUUGGGUCAAGUUAUACAUCAUGAAUUAAAACCUUCGGGUGACAAGGAACGAGUGACUGAAGGGAACAAAGAGCAAUAUUUACAAUUAGUUACACAAUGGAGAAUGACCAGAGGAAUUGAAGAACAAACUAAUGCUUUUCUGGACGGAUUCAACGAGGUAGUACCACUUGAGUGGCUGAAAUAUUUUGAUGAGCGUGAGCUGGAACUGAUGCUGUGCGGGAUGCAGGAGGUUGAUGUAGAUGAUUGGCAGCGGAACACCAUCUACAGGCAUUACACGAGAACCAGCAAGCAGGUCGUCUGGUUUUGGCAGUUUGUAAGACAAAUGGAUAAUGAGAAACGCGCUAGGCUCCUUCAGUUCGUGACUGGAACAUGUCGGGUGCCUGUGGGCGGGUUCGCUGAACUCAUGGGCUCUAAUGGACCACAGAGAUUCUGUAUAGAAAAGGUCGGUAAGGACACUUGGUUGCCGCGAUCGCACACUUGCUUCAACCGUCUAGAUUUACCGCCCUACAAGAGCUAUGAACAAUUAUGUGAGAAAUUAAAUUAUGCAAUUGAAGAAACAGAAGGCUUCGGUCAGGAGUGAAUAGGUUUGCUAUUAGUUAUAGUAGAAUAUUGUAAAUUAUUAUUAUGUUAUUUUAAUGCACCAACUAAUAUAUGGCAUCAUUGAAUGAUACGGUGCCGUCAUGAAAAAGACCAACCAAAAAAUUUUAUGAAUAUUUGUUUAAACAAUAAUUUUAUUAUGUAGAUAUAUUUAGUGUACUAUGUCAGUUAUAUAAGAUAUAUUUUGUUUGAACUAUAUUUAAAAGUUCUUCUAUAAAGUUCAAUAAAAAAGAUUAAAAUGCAA
Messenger RNA from Danaus plexippus (monarch butterfly), 3198 nucleotides. It is a transcript of the gene Su(dx), whose product is annotated as E3 ubiquitin-protein ligase Su(dx). The transcript is spliced from 14 exons. Gene Ontology annotation, molecular function: ubiquitin protein ligase activity; protein binding. The record is from RefSeq and is a predicted model, not a curated record. The coding region runs from base 301 to 2937 and encodes 878 amino acids. NCBI's taxonomy places the organism in Eukaryota, Metazoa, Arthropoda, Insecta, Lepidoptera, Nymphalidae. Gene Ontology annotation, biological process: ubiquitin-dependent protein catabolic process.